GUCUGUCUCUUCUUAUGUAAGUCACACCUUCUUUUAGAUUUCAUCUCUCUCUCUCCCUCUCUCUCUCUCCAUUUUCCUUGUAAAGAUUGGUGCCAGCAGGCAGCAGAUCCAAUCUCCAAUUUUUAUGCAAUGUUUUUGGCUUCAAGAAGAUCUAACCCUUUUUCAUGCCUUUUCAACACCACCCAUUUUGUUGUUUGAGCUCUCUGUGACUCUCUGCUCUGUUCAAUGGAUCGUGGGCUUCUUUUAAUUGCUGUUCUUUGUGCUUAUCAGUUGUUCAAUGAGUAAAUUCUUGGUGGGUUUUUGAAGAGGAGUUUCCUAGAGGGUUUGUGUUUUUUAGAUUACUCUAUCUCUCAAAUUCCUUUUGUGAUAUUAAAUUCUUACAUCAGAUCUAGCUUGGGGGCUUAUUACUCAAAUGUGCUGUAAGGUACUGUUGCAAGUAUGCAGUGUACAAGCUUCCCUUCACGAUUGUACUCCAGUAGAGAUCUUAAUAUGGGUGCUAAUGGCAGUGCAUGGCCCGUAUAUAAUCAUGAGAAAACCUUAAUAAGUGGGCAUUCAUACAAUGUUUUUUUGCCAAUGCUGACUAAAGACCAACUUUUAGUCCAUGACAAGGAAAUAUUGAGGCAGACAAUGCUCAAGCAUGAGUCCAUAUUCAGAGAUCAGGUCCGAGAACUCCACCACCUGUAUAGAAGACAAAGGGAAUUAAUGGAUGAAAUUAAAAGGAGAGAACUAUCUAAGCAAAACAUACAAUUGCAGACAUCUCAGUCCAUUUCUUUUUCACCUAAAGUCUCAUCCAAGUCUGUUCAGAAAUCGUGGCAAGUCUCCAGCUCACCCUGGGUAAACCCUGCCGCUACUAGAUUAUCUAUUUCAAGUGCUGAAAAUAUCCAAUCAAUUUCGAUCUUUUCUUUAUGGGAGAGCACACAAGCAAGUCCCAAUACUGCCCAAACUGAAGCCAAUUUAAAAGACUGCAAGUUGUCGCAUUCCAAAUCUGAGAAGCCUAAAAGGAAAAUGCUAGACCUUGAACUUCCAGCUGAUGAGUACAUUGAUAGUGAAGAAGACGAGGAUCGGUUAGGAGAGGAAAAGGUUUCUAAAUUGCCUGAGUUGCCUUGUUAUCCACCAAAGAGAAUGCCAGAGGUUUCUAGGAGAACUACUGAUUUGGCUGACUUGAAUGAACCCAUCUGGCUUGACGAUGCAAUGGCUUCGAAUACUGAAAACAAUUUUCUAGGCUCAGAAGCCUACCACAAGGGAAUACCAUUCCAGGAUCAUGAACUGUCGGGAAAGUCAAACUCAGGUUUCCAACAAUUUUCCAAGGAAAUUUCUGGACAAAGUAUGAGCAACUUGAAUCCUCAAGCUCAAGUUUUUUCUUCAGCAAAGUUACCCGUUCCAUUUAAACAGUUAAAAGUUGAACUUCCAGCUGAAUUCCCCGAGUUCAAUCUAUUAGAUGAGUGUGAAAGGAAAUUGCAAAAUCAAAAAACAGAUUCUGUUAGAGAAACCUCAAAGCGAAAUCAUGACCUCUGCAAUGAUGAUUAUCAACAACUGGCCAGUUCUAGCCUACCCAUCUCAUACCAACCCAUUCCUCAGUCUGGUUUGGCAAAAUCUGAGCCAUGCUCAGUUUCAUCUCAGAGAAAACUCACACGUAACAUAAGGCAGAAUCCUAUAGCAGUUCAAGCCCUCCCGUGCUUUAACAUUGCUGUGCCAUCGAAUAGGAAUACUAAAUCAUUGAGACUCAAUCAUUCAAGUGGUAGGGAUGUGAAAUGUGCAAAGACUAUGAACUUGAAUAUUCCUCCUAGCUGUUUGCUAGACUCGGAAGUCACUCAACAAAGCAUUGCAACUGGAGAUGGAGUAAAGAAGCCUGAAGAUUCACGAGCAGUAUUGCCCGGGCCUAGUGAAAAGCCAGAUUACAAUAACAAACACAAGGAGGAGAGAGGAGAUUUACCUCUGGCAGAUUUAGUCUUUUCGCAAGCUUUUUCAACAUCUGUUUGUGAUGCUGAUGAGCCAAUGAAGUUUACGACUAGUGACUCCCCAGGUGAUGAAAAGGACUGUAAAAGUAAUCAGAAAGUUGAAAUACAUGACAUCAACUCGGGAAAACAAUGUACUACAGAUAAUGUAUCUGAAGAUAUUAUAGUUGAUAGCAAACUUUUAGGGAUUGGAAAUCAAAUUGACUUGAACUUAUUCGUAAAUGAAGAUGAGUCUUCACCAGAACUCUCCAUUCCGAGUGUCAUCACCACGGCAACGGUGGAAAUAGAUUUGGAAGCACCUGGUAGUCCAGAAAACAAGGAGUGCUCGCCACCCAGAGGAGAAUCAGAGGAAAACCAACUUGAGACACCUAUCAAGUUGUCAAAACAAGAUAGGGACCAAAAAGAUGAACUUAUCAGGAUGGCAGCCAAGGCUAUAGUGUUGAUUUCGACGCAUGGGCCACAAAAACUGUUUCCAGAAAACACUUCUUGUAGCGAUUCCUUGCAUUGGUUUGCCGGGAUAGUUUCUUCUUUGGCUGAUGACCUUGAGAACGUGGGUAGAGUGGUUUUAAGUGGCGAGGAUGGUGGUGAACAUCACGAGUUUUUGUCUGAUGGGAGUGAUUACUUUGAAACCAUGACAAUUGAGCUUAAUGAGACGAAUUGGUGUAAGCGAAAUGAUCAGAAGGAGAAAUGUGAAGGAGAAAUGGGAAGGAGAAAUGCAAGUUCAAGAGCAAGGAGGCAGGCCGGUAAUUCUUUUUGCCAUGGGAUGGAAAAAACAGUAAGCUUGAAAAGUUGGGGAAAGAAAAAUAGGCGGCGAAGGGGACCAAGAAUUCCAGCUAGUAAUGCUCGGGUAUUGUUAAGCUAAGCAAAUUAGCGAGCGAUUUAGGGGAGAUAGAUUUUUGGUUUGGUGGACUCUGUGAAAUCAUUUCAUGUGUGCAUAAAAGGGUACAGUAAACCUAUAGAAAAUUUUCAUAAAUAUUAUUUUAAACAUGUUUUUAGAGUUAUGAGUUUGUAAAAAAGAGACAAAAUG
Camellia sinensis is the source of this 2982-nucleotide messenger RNA. RefSeq lists its product as uncharacterized. The record is from RefSeq and is a predicted model, not a curated record. NCBI's taxonomy places the organism in Eukaryota, Viridiplantae, Streptophyta, Magnoliopsida, Ericales, Theaceae.